Molecule: messenger RNA, 1332 nt
Organism: Diaporthe citri
Lineage: Eukaryota; Fungi; Ascomycota; Sordariomycetes; Diaporthales; Diaporthaceae
Exons: 4
Coding region: 1-1332 (443 amino acids)
Biological process (GO): carbohydrate metabolic process
Molecular function (GO): polygalacturonase activity
Source: RefSeq, a predicted model, not a curated record
AUGUCUUCGUUCAGCAGCAAGGCCCUCCUCGUCAUGUCUCUCACAAUGCGCAAGACCCUUGCCGCGGCGGCGCUCCAGCUGCCCCUCGUCUUCUCGCAGGCCACGCCCGCUGCAUCCGGCAACAUUUGCGUAGUCCAGCCGGGGCCUAACGGCACCGACUCGGCGCCGGCGAUCGUUGAGGCUUUUGAGAACUGUGGGCAUAACGACGCUGCCAGCAGAGGCAAGGUCGUGUUCUUGAACCAGACCUACACGGUCAAGACGGUCAUGAACACGACUGGUCUGAGUAACGUCGAUGUCGACCAUCAGGGCAUCCUCCUGUGGGACCAGAACGUCGAGUACUGGCUCAACAACUCCCUCCCUGUGGGCUACCAGAACCAGAGCAGUGCCUGGCUGUUCGGUGGUGAGGGAAUUACCUGGGAUGGUCACGGGUACGGAACUUUUGAUGGCAAUGGCCAGGUGUGGUAUGACUACAUCAAUGGCACCAACAACUACCCCGGGCGCCCACACUCAAUCACCUUUACUGGUGUGAGAGAUACCGUUAUUGAGAGUCUAAGAUUCGUCCAGAGUCAAAUGUGGACAAUGACAAUCAUCCAUGCUGAGAACGUGCUCUUGGAGAACAUCUACGUCAACAGCACGGAUUUGGAGCACCCUGUCGACUUUGACUUCUCGUCCCUGAACACUGACGGAGCCGAUACGGUGUAUGCGAAUAACAUCACAUUCCGGAACUGGGUCGUCGACAACGGCGAUGACAGCAUUGCCAUGAAGGCCAACAGCACCAACAUUCUCAUCGAGAACUGUGACUUCUACACCGGACUUGGCAUUGCCAUCGGCAGUAUCGGGCAGUAUGACGGGCAAUUCGAGACAAUCGAGAACGUGACAAUCCGCAACGUCACCGUCAACAAGAACAUGCGCUACGGCGCCUACGUCAAGACGUGGACGGGCAACCACACCGGCUACCCGCCCAACGGCGGCGGUGGCGGCCUCGGCUACGCCGCCAACAUCACCUUCGAGGACUUCCGCCUCAAGGACUCGGCGGGCAUCUUCGCCAUCACGCAGUGCACGAGCUACAACUCGGCCUCGGGCGGCUGCGACACGAGCGAGUUCAACAUCCGCGACCUGCGCCUGCUCAGCUGGACCGGCACCGCCGCCAGCGACGUCGUCAGCGACAUCCAGUGCAGCGCCGCGAGCCCCUGCACGGGCAUCGUGAUCGACCAGGUUGAUAUCAUCGACUCGGUCAACGGCACGCGCCCGGCGAAUUACCUGUGCGAUAAUGUUGUUGAUCCUACCGGGUUCAACUGCACUGGUCUGCCGUGGGAGGAGAACCCUAGGUGA